CGUAGGGAAAAUGCGUCGUCGCGCGGGUGUCGGUGCGAUACAGCGGCAAAAGCUGGAAGCGGAAAAGUACCGCGACAAGGGCACCGAACUGCACGAUUCACAGUUCGAGCAGAUGGUCAAACAGAUGGAUGCCCUGAAGGAACAUCUGGAGGAAUUCGCCGCCAAACACAAGUCCGAAAUUCGAAAGAAUGCCCAGUUUCGGCGGCAGUUUCAGGAAAUGUGUGCCGCAAUCGGGGUCGAUCCGCUAGCGUCCGGGAAGGGAUUCUGGAGCGUGCUGGGGAUGGGUGAUUUUUACUACGAGCUUGGAGUGCAGGUGGUGGAGGUGUGCUUGGCAUCGAAUUACAGCACAGGUGGUUUAAUGGAAUUGAGCGAGCUACGCAACCGCCUUGUGGCGGCUAGGGGUCGCAAGCAAAUUCAUCAGGAGAUUACUAACGAAGAUAUACUGAUGGCCGCUAAAAAGCUAAGAAUCUUUGGUAACGGUUUUUCGGUGUAUCCUGUGGGAAAGGAUCGCCACAUGGUGCAAUCCAUUCCGGGAGAAUUAAGCCUGCAGGAAACGGCGGUCUUGAGCGUAGCCGCUAAUCAGGGACAAGGGUUCGUUACGAUAACAGAGUUGGUCACCGCUUUGGGGUGGACUGAGACACGGGCUCGGCAGGCGGUCGAUAAGAUCCUAUCCGAUGGACUGGCGUGGAUUGACAAUCAAGGUGAUGAAGAAUCAUACUGGUUUCCCAGUCUCUUUCCUGGUCGGCAAGGAAGUAAAUUCUCAAUGUGAUAUUAGAGAUUAUU
Sabethes cyaneus is the source of this 783-nucleotide messenger RNA. RefSeq names its product vacuolar-sorting protein SNF8 (gene lsn). The record is from RefSeq and is a predicted model, not a curated record. Bases 11 to 769 code for a protein of 252 amino acids. The transcript is spliced from 3 exons. Lineage: Eukaryota; Metazoa; Arthropoda; Insecta; Diptera; Culicidae. Gene Ontology annotation, cellular component: ESCRT II complex. Gene Ontology annotation, biological process: protein transport to vacuole involved in ubiquitin-dependent protein catabolic process via the multivesicular body sorting pathway.